GGGAGGCCGGGAGGGAAGGUGCCAGAACGUUGCGCGGGGAAGGAGGCUGGCAGCAAGCUCUCACCAUGAACCGGCGGCGGGGCUGCGGGCCGUCAGGGGGCCUGCCGAGGGGCACGCCGGGGUCUUGGACCCGCGGCCUCUCCCCAGGCCCCCGCCGCGGAGAGGAGAGGGGUGUCGGCUGGUGUGAGGCCCAGGCUGCGGGUGCUCCCUCACAGACAGGACGACAGACAGAAAGACAGACAGACAGCUGCCGGGAGACAGCCCCGAGGCGCAGCUGCUCCGGCACACCUCAUGGCCGAGUGAGUCUCCUCCGGGCCCGGCUCCCCGCCCCCCCAGCAUGGUGCAGGCCCCAGGGGGGCGUCCCGGAGCUCAGCCACCAGCCAUGACCCAGCCACCACCCCCCAAAGCCCCGGCCAAGAAGCAUGUGCGGCUGCAGGAGAGGCGGGGCUCCAACGUGGCGCUGAUGCUGGACGUGCGGUCCCUGGGCGCCGUGGAGCCCAUCUGCUCCGUGAACACCCCCCGCGAGGUCAGCCUGCACUUCCUGCGCACCGCGGGGCACCCGCUCACAAGCUGGGUGCUGCAGCACCAGCUGCCCAGCCCCAAGCAGCUGGAGGAAGAGUUCCUGAAGAUCCCCUCAAACUUCAUCAACGCGGAAGACCUGGACGUCCCUGGCCACGCCUCCAAGGACCGGUACAAGACCAUCUUGCCAAAUCCUCAGAGCCGUGUCUGCCUGGGCCGGGCUCAGAGCCAAGAAGACGGAGACUACAUCAACGCCAACUACAUCCGAGGCUACGGCGGCCAGGAGAAGGUCUACAUCGCCACGCAGGGCCCCAUGCCCAACACUGUGUCGGACUUCUGGGAGAUGGUGUGGCAGGAGGGAGUGUCGCUCAUCGUCAUGCUCACCCAGCUCCGCGAGGGGAAGGAGAAAUGUGUCCACUACUGGCCCGCGGGAGAGGAGACGUCCUACGGGCCCUUCCGCAUCGGCAGCCGGGCAGUGAAGGAGCACCCCGAGUACACAGUGCGCCAGCUCACCAUGCAGUACCAGGAGGAGGUCCGGCCCGUGAAGCACGUGCUCUUCUCUGCCUGGCCCGACCACCAGACCCCGGAGUCGGCGGGGCCCCUGCUGCGCCUGGUGGCGGAAGUGGAGGAGGGCGUGGAGACGGCCGGUCCCCCGGGGCCCAUCGUGGUCCACUGCAGCGCAGGGAUCGGUCGGACCGGCUGUUUCAUCGCCACCAGAAUCGGCUGCCAGCAACUGCAGGCCCGUGGGGAGGUGGACAUCCUGGGCAUCGUGUGCCAACUGCGACUGGACAGGGGCGGCAUGAUCCAGACGCUGGAGCAGUACCAGUUCCUGCACCACACCCUGGCCCUGUACGCGGCCCAGCUGCCCGCAGCACAAGAGCCCAGGCCCUGACCCCCGCCCCGCCCCGCCCAGCAGAGCCCAGGCACCAGGGUGCCCCCCGCCCCCUAUCUGGGCAAGCACGAUGGGCGUGUGGGGGUUGGGCCCGGUGAGAUCGGGAGCCCCUGGGUGACACGAAGAGCACGUGCUCCCUGGGGGUGCUCCCUCGGGAUCCUUGCUGUGUCUGCAAGGACCAGGGUCACACUGGCCGUUGCGCUGCUUCCGGCGGCUCCAAGUGGACACAGCGGGCAGCGUUGUGGGGCUGAGCGUAGACAGGCGGGGAAACCCCGAGUCCAGGCCUCCCCCAAACUGGCCCCCGGGCUCCCAUCUGAAUGCUCUGGGCCCAGGCAUUCAGGCGGUGCCGCCAGGAGCAGGGUGGCCUAGUCGUCGGCCCGCUCUGGGGGUGGCGAGAGGGCACUGCCAAAAGCUGCCUCUCCGGGCUCCGCCUGAGCACGGGCCCCAGGCCAUUGGCCCUGGAAGGCCGCCUUUGACCGACCCGAGUUCCCAGCACCUGCCAUGAAGCUCGCUGCUUCCUCACGCCCUCGCCUCUCUGUGUGCCGGACUCUCUCCCCAAAUAACAGGCCCCAGAGCAUCUCCUGAGUGCCCUGGGAGCCAGUUAUGGACCGACCAGGCCCGGAAGCGGAAUCUCUGGGAAAGGAAGAAAGAGGGGAGCCUCAGAAGGCCAAGAGAGUUGUCUGCUACCCCUCGGCUGCCCAGAUCCCACCUGCUACCCGCAGGCCUGCGCCCUCUUGACCUGCAGCUAUGACCUCAGUAGACGCCCAGGAAGAGGAUCGGGGGAGUCCCCGUUCCCCCCGAGCUCCGCCCACCAGCCCCACCAGCCACACCUGUGUGAUCCGCCCGGCUCUUGGGCUCAAGCACUCCAGGCGGAUGUGGGGGUUCAGGCUGAACCCCAGACAGCUCACAGCCUCCAUCCACCUCGGCCUCAACCCACACCGCAGCGUCCAGAUCCUUCAAGCCAGGGCGGCUGCCUAGUGGGUGAGGGGGGCCCAUGGGUCGGGGUACCCCAGGCGCCUGCCCUUGCUGAUGCCUCCUGAGGGUCCUCCCUCGUGACCGCAUGCCUCUGCAGACUGUGAUGCUGAGUUCUUGGCGCUUCUACUUGGCCUGAAGGCAUCCUCCAUCCUGAUGGCUGGACCCUGGUGUCCUGGUACCUGCGCCCUGCCAGGCCCCCACAAGAGGCAUCCCCAGGUGUGCCCAUGAGGCUGGACCCUCAGGAACUUCCAUGCUGCCCGUCCUGCAGCCCCAGCCAGGCUCAGAAGCCCAGAGGGACAGUUCAGCUCUGCGACAGGCCAGAGGGGAAAUAAAGCACCUG
Messenger RNA from Sorex araneus (European shrew), 2726 nucleotides. RefSeq names its product protein tyrosine phosphatase non-receptor type 7 (gene PTPN7). The record is from RefSeq and is a predicted model, not a curated record. Gene Ontology annotation, biological process: protein dephosphorylation. The transcript has 11 exons. Bases 338 to 1411 code for a protein of 357 amino acids. Gene Ontology annotation, molecular function: protein tyrosine phosphatase activity. Lineage: Eukaryota; Metazoa; Chordata; Mammalia; Eulipotyphla; Soricidae.